AUGAAGCCAGUGUACCAGCUGCGGUUGUCCUACUUGGCGGCCACCGUGCUGGUAGUGGUGGUGAUCAUAAACAUGGCGGAGCAAGUGACAUCACAGCCAACUGACAUAAAUAGCACAAUCAUGGGAUAUUAUUGUAGUCAAUACAAAGGUAUGAACGGAAACUAUUUCUUGAGCAACCUUAACACCACCAUUUCUAGCCUUCGCCAGCAGAUAUCCGUCACCAAGUUUGCUGCAGCUCGCACUUUGUUCAACGGCGAGUCUGUAUGGGGCCUCGCAUGGUGUAGAGGAUAUCUUUCCAUCCCAGAUUGUCUGGUUUGUUUCGACUAUGCUGUUAAUGCUCUAAAAGCAUGUGGCCUUGGUAAUGGUGCUCAUGUUUUUUACAGUGACUGCGAUGUCAGAUAUGAGAACAAUGAUUUCUACACCGAGGCUAAUAGUCGAGCUGGUGUUGUACGAUGUGAUGGCACACCAUCACCACAGACAACGGUGUUCAGAAAAGCAGCAGAAAAGCUGCUAUUAGACCUUCAAAUUGCUGCUCCAAGAACACCCGAUUACUAUGCGCUUUCUACAAGGAAAGAAGAUGGUGGUAAUGCUACAGUGUAUGCUAUUGCUCAGUGUAACCUGAAAGUAAGCCAGAGUGUUUGUCUAGAAUGCUUGCAGUUGAGAUCCAAGUCUCUAUAUGAUUGUCUUCCUACUACUUCAGCUGGUCGAGCAAUGGACAAUGGAUGCUUCAUGAGGUACUCCAGGACGCCAUUUUUUGGACAAAACCAGACAACUGAUAUUUCAUCUUUCCUUGGGGAUGAUGGAGAUUCAAACAAGAAGAGAUACAUAAUCGGGGGAGUUGUAGGAGGUGUAUGUUGUUUGUUGCUUAUACUUGCAUUUUUCUUAUGGUGUGGCAGAUCCAAAAAGAAAGGUAGAGGCCAACGAGAUAUGUCAACUGGAUCAACUGAUUUCCUUCAAGGCCCAUCUACAUAUAGCUACAGUGAUUUAAAGGAAGCCACUGAUAAUUUCAGUGAUGAGAACAAACUUGGAGGAGGGUUAUUUGGAGAAGUAUACAAGGGAACUCUCAAGGGUGGAGAUGCAGUUGCAAUUAAGAAAACAUUUAUGGCAUCCAGUAGCGGAAUGACAAACUUCAAUAAUGAACUUAAGAUCAUAAGUAACGUACAUCACAAACAUAUUGUACGUGUUCUUGGAUAUUGUACAAAAGGCCCCAACUUAUUUCUUAUCUAUGAGUACAUGGAAAAUGGAAGCCUUGAUCAAUACCUAUAUGGUGAUAAAAGAAGGAUUCUGAACUGGAAACAAAGGUUUGACAUAAUCUUUGGGAUAGCAAGGGGUCUUGCUUAUCUACAUGAACAGUAUCAUGUUACCCUAAUCCAUAGAGAUAUAAAAACCAGCAACAUUCUACUUGACAAUGAAUUUCAGCCAAAAAUAGCGGAUUGUGGUCUGAUAAGACUACUACCAGAUGAUAAGACUCAUGUCAGCACCAAAUUCGCAGGGUCCUUGAAUAGUGGUUAUGUAGCACCAGAAUAUGCCAUUCAUGGGAGAUUAUCAGAGAAAGUUGAUACGUACAGUUUUGGUAUAGUGGUCCUCGAAAUCAUUAGUGGAAAGAGGUAUAUGGAUGUCAUAGACGAUCAAUCAGUCACUCGAAACCUCCUUGAUCAUGCAUGGAAUCUAUUUGAGAGUGGCACACAAAUAAAUUUAAUGGAUAACAAACUAGACCCUAGUGAAUAUGAAACGGAAGAUGCAAUGAAAAUCAUCGAGAUAGCAUUAUUGUGUACUCAACCAACAGUUACAACUAGACCUGCGAUGUCUGAAGUGGUCACACUUUUAAGUGAGAAAACACUAGAGGAAAGAGAAAGACCACCAAUAAGGCCUACCAUUACCGAAGAUGAGGUAAAAAUUCAACUGGUUACAACCGAAUCCUCGGCCUCGAAUGCCACUGCCUCCAUUGUUCAUCUUUCAGGCCGUUAA
This is a messenger RNA of Lactuca saligna, 1968 nucleotides long. NCBI's taxonomy places the organism in Eukaryota, Viridiplantae, Streptophyta, Magnoliopsida, Asterales, Asteraceae. The record is from the annotation of a GenBank genome assembly.